AUGUAUGUAGUAGAUUAUAAUAAUGCAAGAAUUCAACGAUGGUAUCCUGGUGCAAGUUAUGGUACUACUGUUGCAUCAGGAACAAUGAAUUUACCGAAUGGAUUGACAUUUGAUCGUCUUGGAAAUUUAGUUGUUGCUGAUACAUCUAACCAGCGUAUUAUUUCAUAUAGUUUAGUUUGUCCGGCUUCAACAACAACAACAAUAUCACCAACACCGCAAAAUAGAAUUCCAUUAUGUUCAACAGCUAUUUGGAAUGCAACAGCUACAACGGUGGUAGGCGCAAUUUCAAAUGCCGGUUCAACGUCAACAUUACUAUCAUCUCCUUAUGAUGUACAAUUUGAUGGUUAUGGAUAUAUGUAUGUUGUCGAUUGUAAUAAUCAUCGAAUCCAACGAUUUCCAUCAGGAUCAAAUGUAGGAACAACUGUAGCUGGCUUCAAUCUAGCAUCUGGCAGCGGACUUUCAGAAUUAUAUAAUCCAUCAGCUAUAUUUGUUGAUUCAACUGGAGCUAUGUACAUAUUGGAUACAAAUAAUUACCGUGUACUUAAAUGGCAACUUGGGAACCAAAUCGGUACAAUUAUUGUGAAUGGUCGCGGAUCGGGUUCAACAUUGGAUAAAAUAGGAAGAAGCAACGGAUUUUUUGUUGAUACUAAUUAUAAUAUUUACGUAUCCGAGUUCGGAAAUAAUAGAAUUACGAAAUGGAUCAAUGGAAAUAAUACUGCUGGAUCAUUAGUUGCUGGCGGCAAUGGUGCUGGCAGUACACCUGACAAAUUAAAUGCACCAUGGGGAAUUUAUGUCGACAAUACUAGUGGAAUUUAUAUUGUCGAUCAAGGAAAUCAUCGCGUACAAUAUUGGCCAUCGGGUGCAAGUGUUGCAACUACUGUUGCCGGUGCAACUGGUAACCCGGGUCCAUGGUCAUAUCAAUUCAAUACACCAUCAGCAAUUAUGCGCGAUCCAUACGGUUUCAUUUAUAUAUUGGACACUGGCAAUGCACGUGUUCAAAAAUGGUAUCCAGGAAAUCCAUACGGAACAACAAUAAUAUCAGCAACUAUGAACAGUCCACUAGGAAUGUCUCUUGAUCUUUCAGGCAAUCUAUUCAUUGCUGAUACAUCUUACUAUCGAAUUAUUUCCUUUCGUGUAACGUGCCUCGCGUCAACUACAACUGCUGCACCACAACCGACCCAACCAAUUAUUCAAUUGUGUGCUACAGCUGUUUGGAAUCAAACAUAUUCGCUUGCAACUGGUUCAACAUCAACCAUAGGAAGUUCAGGAACAUUACUGUAUAAUCCAUAUGAUGUUGCUUUUGAUGGAUAUCAGAAUAUGUAUGUAGUUGAUACGUCGAAUCAGCGCAUUCAAUUUUUCCAAUCAGGUUCAAGUACUGGAAUAACCGUUGCUGGUAGCACAGGCUCUGCUGGUAGUACAAUGUCUCAACUAUACAAUCCCUUUGCAAUAUAUGUUGAUACAAAUGGAACGAUGUACAUUUUAGAUGCUUAUAAUUAUCGAGUAUUACGUUGGCAACUAGGAGAUCCAAUCGGCUUUGUCGUAGCUGGUGGGCAUGGUUCUGGAACAACGUUGGGUACGAUAGGACUAAGCUAUGGUUUAUUUCUUGAUAAUCAAUAUAAUAUCUAUAUAUCGGACACUGGCAACAAUAGAGUGGUCAAAUGGGUUGCAGGCAAUACCACUGCUGGCCUAUUGGUAGCCGGUGGUAAUGGUGCAGGUAGCACAGCAGAUAAAUUAAAUGGACCUUUUGGAAUCUAUAUCGAUAGCACUAAUGCUGUAUUUGUCGUCGAUAGAAAUAAUCAUCGUGUACAAUGCUGGACUUCUGGAUCGAUUUCUGGUACUACUGUUGCCGGAACAACUGGUAGUGCUGGCCCAUGGCCAUAUCAGUUCAGUAGUCCGACCAGUAUUGCUUUCGAUCAGUAUGGUUAUAUGUACAUACUAGAUCAAGGAAAUAGUAGAGUCCAAAAAUGGUUUCCCGGAGCAACCUAUGGAACAACAGUUAUUUCGGCAUCAAUGAGUAGUCCGUAUGGCAUGAGAAUUGAUCGACUUGGAAAUUUCUUCAUUGCUGAUACAUCUUACCAGCGAAUUUUAUCAUUUUCUCUACUUUGUCCACCUGCAACGACAAGUCCUGCUCCAUCAACAACUGUAAUGCCGAUUCCACUUUGUCAAACAGCAACGUGGAAUUCGACAUAUGUACAAGUAGCUGGUGCAACAUCAGUUGCAGGAUCGACACAGUAUCUAUUGUCUAGUCCCUAUGGUGUCGCCGUUGAUGUGUAUCAAAAUACUUACGUUGUAGAUUAUAAUAAUCAUAGAAUUCAGCGAUUUCAAUUAGGAUCAAUUGCUGCUAGCACUGUAGCUGGUGUUUCAAACGUAGCUGGCACUGGAUUUUCUCAAUUGUAUUAUCCUACAGCAAUUCAUGUUGAUUCUAAUGGUCUCAUGUAUAUUUUGGAUAGUUACAACUAUAGAGUACUCCUUUGGCAAGUAGGAUAUCCACUAGGCACAGUCAUUGUUGGAGGUCGAGGAUCUGGUACUACAUUUGAUAAAAUAGCACUAAGUUAUGGAUUAUAUGUUGAUAUUCAAUAUAAUGUGUAUGUAUCUGAAAGUGGUAAUAAUCGUGUAACGAAAUGGUUUUAUGGAAAUACAACCGCUGGCAUAUUGGUAGCCGGUGGUAGUGUUGCAGGUAAUACAGCCGAUAAACUAAAUGCACCUUGGGGAGUCUAUGUCGAUAGUGGCAAUUCACUUUAUGUAGUUGAUAGUGGUAACCAUCGUGUGCAAAGAUGGGCAAUGGGUAAGUGUUUCGAUGUGAUGACAAGUUUUAAUGAAUUAAGAGUAUUUAAUGAAGGUGCUGCCGCUGGAGUAACUAUUGCAGGAUCGACAAGUAAUCCAGGCCCAUGGUCUUAUCAAUUCAAUAAUCCAACUACAAUUACAAUGGAUCCGUUUGGAUAUAUAUUUGUUUUGGAUUCAGGAAACUCACGUGUUCAAAAAUGGUAUCCAGGAGGUAGCUUUGGGAUAACUGUGUUAUCAGCAACUUUAAAUGGUGCAAUUGGAAUGCAAGUUGAUCCCACUGGUAAACUCUUUGUGACUGAUACAGGCAAUCAACGAAUUCUAGCGUUUCCUGUGUCGUGUCCAUCUACAACGACUACAACACUUGCACCACCUACUUUAACAACAACGCUAAUGUGUUUAACAGCAGUUUGGUCUUCAAAUGCUACUCUUAUAACAGGUUCAGUAGGAUUUGCCGGGUCUACACCAACUUUCGUUUCUAGUCCAUAUGGUGUCUCUUUCGAUGGCUAUGGAUAUAUGUAUGUUGCCGAUACAGGAAAUCAUAGGAUUCAAAAAUAUUCACCUGGAUCAAAUAUUGGAAAUACUGUAGCCGGUGUAACUGGUUCUGCUGGUAGUUCACUAUCCCAACUCAAUAGGCCAUCAGCAAUUCAAUUUGAUUCAACUGGGCAAAUGUAUAUAUUAGAUACUUCAAAUUAUAGAGUUUUAAAAUGGGCAUUAGGAGAUCUUAUCGGUACUGUAGUUGUCAAUGGUAGAGGUUCAGGUACAAGUUUGACUACGAUUGGAGUCAGUUAUUCCAUAUGUCUCGACAGUCAAAGUAAUAUAUAUGUAUCUGAAUAUGGAAAUCAACGCGUUACUAAGUGGAUUGCUGGAAAUAAUACUAUUGGGCAAAUGGUGGCGGGUACAUCAGUUCUUGGUAGUACUGCCGACAAGCUUAAUUAUCCUAUGGGAAUCUAUGUCGAUAUUAAUAAUGCAGUAUAUGUGACGGAUCGAUCUAAUCAUAGAAUUCAAAAAUGGCCUAGUGGUGCAGCUUUAGGUACUACUGUGGCUGGACAAAGUGCUGUGUCAGGUACUUGGUCUUAUCAACUGAAUUUACCUACAGCAAUUACAUUUGAUCAAUAUGGUUAUAUGUAUGUUAUGGAUGCUGGUAACUCAAGAAUUCAACGAUGGCUACCAGGGAUGACCUAUGGAGUAACAGUUGUAGCAGCCACGGUUAGCACACCGUAUGGAAUCAAUUUUGAUUUUGCUGGUAAUAUAAUUGUCGCUGAUACAUCUAAUCAACGAAUUAUUGCAUUCCGUAUCACCUGUCCUAAUCCAACUACGGUUACUGCACCGUUUCCUACUUUACCACCGAAUUUAGCAUGUCAAACAGGAGUUUUCAACACUAGCUGGUCCAUUGUGGCUGGUACUUCACCUACAGCUGGUUCAUCAUCAGUUUAUUUAAAUAACCCGAUGGAUGUAUAUGUUGAUGGCAAUCAAAAUAUUUUUGUUGCCGACUAUUCAAAUAGUCGAAUUCAAAGAUUUCCGCCAGCGGGAACAUCGAUAGGAGCCCCAAUGGGAACGACUGUUGCUGGUUUUACGCAAGCUGGUGGUAGCGGAUAUUCAGAAUUAUCCAAUCCAACAGCAAUAUUUAUUGAUCUCAAUGAAACAAUGUACAUAGCAGACUAUUCUAAUUAUAGAAUUCAAAAAUGGUUACCAAAUCAACCAGUCGGGUUCACGGUUGCUGGUGGACACGGAAAUGGAGCAACGUUAGAUAAAAUCGGAGCUGUCUAUGCAAUUUUCAUAGGUGCUGGCGGAAAUAUAUACGUAUCAGAUAAUAGUAAUAAUCGGGUGACACUAUGGUAUGCUUCAAAUACAACCGCUGGUCAAUUGGUUGCAGGCACUGGCACUGCUGGUACUGCACUAAAUCAAUUGAAUGGUCCGUGGGGUUUGUAUGUUGAUUCUACUGGAGCAGCAUAUGUUUCUGAUCGUGCCAAUCAUCGAAUUGUAAAAUGGAAUGCAGGCAUGCUUUUGAAAUAA
Molecule: messenger RNA, 4797 nt
Organism: Rotaria socialis
Lineage: Eukaryota; Metazoa; Rotifera; Eurotatoria; Philodinida; Philodinidae
Source: the annotation of a GenBank genome assembly